Molecule: messenger RNA, 1208 nt
Organism: Limulus polyphemus (Atlantic horseshoe crab)
Lineage: Eukaryota; Metazoa; Arthropoda; Merostomata; Xiphosura; Limulidae
Product: dynein light chain 4, axonemal-like
Exons: 3
Coding region: 250-579 (109 amino acids)
Biological process (GO): microtubule-based process
Cellular component (GO): dynein complex
Molecular function (GO): dynein light intermediate chain binding; dynein intermediate chain binding
Source: RefSeq, a predicted model, not a curated record
GGAUCUGGCAAUACUGCUGACAUUUACAAUUAUCUUUUAAACGUUUUUAUAGUUAAUGAUAUAUUUACCACUUGUAGAAAAUUUCAGGAUUUGUUGGGUUUUUUUUUCAGUUAGUCAAAACACAGAAAUACGCAUGCGUGUUAGCGUUGGCCUGGUUACUGGGACGCGGAACGAAUUUACAAAUGCAUGUUUUUCAUUUUUAGGUUAUCCUAAUAAACUUUCAAAAAGUCUACUAUAAAAUUUAAAAAAAUGGGAGACGCAGCUGAGGUAAGGAAAGAUGAAGGAAAUGAAGCAGUUAAAAAAGUAAUCCAUACUUACCCCCUAAUAAAGCAUUCAGACAUGAAUGAGGAAAUGAGGGUGGAAACCAUGGAACUGUGUGUCACUGCUUGUGAAGAAUUUGCUAACAACAAUGAGAAUGCAGCAAGGAUGAUAAAAGAGACAAUGGACAAAAAACAUGGCAUGGCCUGGCACGUAGUGGUGGGAGAGGGUUUUGGCAUGGAGAUAACACACGAAUUAAAAAGUAUUCUGUACAUGUAUUUUGCUGGGAACUUGGCUGUUUGUGUCUGGAAAUGUUCAUAGUCAUUUUAGAUUAAGUGUUUUAGAACAGUGCAAUAUUUUUAUCUUGUAUUGUAGCAUUGAUAAUGUUCAGGGUAACAUUUUGUAUUAUUGCAUUAUUUGAUGCCAAAUUUCCUAUAUAGAGUUAUAAUCUUAUACAUGUACAUUCCAUUAUGAUUAUGUGCUAUUUUAUUUUCUGUUUACAUAAACAUGAACAGUACUAAGAGAAACUGAGUAUGAGUUUACAUGUACAUUAUUUUACAUUUGUUAUUUGUUACUGAUUGUUUACACAAAUGUUUUUUGUAAAGUUUUAACAUGUACCUCAGUUUGACAAAGUGUAUUUUUUCCAAUAGUAAAUAUCUUUUGAAUAACUUCUUUUUCAUGGUACUGGUAUUAUUACAUCUUCCCAUAUACCCAUAAAACAUAUUGCAGUGAUCAAACGACACCUAACAUUUUAAAAGUGUCCAUAUGUAUUAGAAAGAUGACAGCAAUGAAAAUUAUGAAUUGGAACCACAUAUUCUUAUAUCUAAUUUCCUGAAUCAGAAGGUACUUUUUAUUUCAACAAGUAACCGAUCAUUUAGUUGCAAUCUAGCAUAUUUGAAAACCACAUUCACGCUGAGGAUUAUUAGUUCCAAAUAAACAGACUUAAUGAA